Molecule: messenger RNA, 567 nt
Organism: Echinostoma caproni
Lineage: Eukaryota; Metazoa; Platyhelminthes; Trematoda; Plagiorchiida; Echinostomatidae
Source: the annotation of a GenBank genome assembly
AUGGUGGCAUCGAUCUGCUCCCGGGUCACACUAUCUGAUCUGAAGUAUGCAGACGACAGUGUGCUGCUAAGUGAAUAUCCAAGUGAUGCGAUUCCGGAAGAGACCGGAACUGAGGUGGACGAGUCGUUGUCUAAAGUAAUGUCCAAAAUUAGCACCACCUCGGCCUCAAGCACACAGCCGCCUGUUCCAGGUGGGGCAACAUACGUCCAAUCUACCGUAGAUUCUGGCGAGUUGGUUCGUUUUAGCCCGACAGGGACCACUGUUGGAUCAGUUGAUAUGACUUCCGCGUUGACAUCUACCGCUAUGGUACCGACGUCAGCAACGCCAAUGGCUACUAUAUCUACCAUCCAAACAACCGCCCCACUUGCCCCAUCCUUUUUCACCGAUCCGUUCUCCGCAGCUCCAUUUAAUCCUGCCACAAUACAACAACACCAAGUCGGUGUUCAGUCACCAACGAAGCAUGAAACCAAUGACGCAAUGGCGAAACAACUAUCCGUUCGGACUGUGGUCGAUCUGAUUCCUGUGCCUUUGUAUGUGUGUGUGGAUCGAAUACUCAGUGAAGGUUAA